GUCUCUUUAGGGCAAGAGUUCAGCGCUUUUACUGAGCCGCUGCUCGGCGGGAAUGCGGGGAAUCUCCUGACUUUUAACACUAUAAACCCGGAGAAUCAGCCCGAGGAGAAUAAACACUCCAACAUGCGGCUUUUAGCGGCUCUGAGAGAAGUUUUAAACCCAGCUCCUCUGAUCCAGCACUGGGACUGAGGAUUCCGGGAGGAACGCUCACCUCAGAUAUUAAAGUGGAUCACAAUGGUGCUCCUUAAAGUUGAAAGCUGACAUCAUAUCUAACAAUGUAAGAGGAUGGAAAACGCAGCCAACUCCGUGCCUGAGUGUAGCGAUUCCAAUGGCUACGUCAACAAAGUCUUCAACGUGUCGCUGGACAUGGAGAGCGAGACCGGGAUUGUGCGAAUCCGUGAGUCCAAGCCUGAGGAUGCCUCUUCCUGUCAGACGCCCAUCAGAGAGAAGCAGGAGCCUGGCCGGGGGCCCAGGAACGCAGGCAUCUGGAGGAUCCUUAACCGCCGCAGGGUCGCCUCUGAGAACGAGAGGCGGCCUCACUCUAUGAUCCUUCCUGGGGAAGCGUCCAUUCCCAAGUUGUCGUUUGCUGACAAGGUAAGGGGCUUCAAAAAGUUGAAGUCUCCCUCUGUUUUCAGAGGGAAAGUGGGCAAGCUCGCCAGUGCGAAGCUCCACAGCGGGCUUAAAGAUGAGACAAAUGAAGACAGUAGGGACUCGCCUGCUUUGUUGCACUCUCAGAGGAACUUUCUCAGGAAUAAAAGUAAGAGACACUCGUACGCCGGCUACACUACUGAGUUUGACUGUUCCUUCGAGGAUAUAGACCUUUCUGCCACGCUUGAGAACGAUCACCAGUUGCCAAGCCAUCAGAAUGGAUGUAAGGCUGCGGAAAGAGUCACAUACACAAAGAAAGCCCAAUCCAACUUUUCCAACUGCAACAACUCGUCUGUGACUGUGCACGAGGAACGUCAGAUGAAGGACAGCCCCAAGGUACCCCUCGGAGGAAGACGUUCAAAGGGGGGUGAUGUUUGGACUUACUUGAGGAGAAUUUCCUUCAUAGGAAAGGGAAAUUCGAAUUUGUUCGAAAAGAGUUUUGACUCCAUGUACACACUGGACAAAACUAUCGACUCUGACUACGGCUCUGUCGAUCUAGAAUGUAUUAAAGACUUUAAUCGAGCGCCUAAACAGACAGGCCCGGAAGUCAAGGGUGGCACUUUUGGAGGCCUCUUCAGGUUCUUCAACAGUGUGGCCGAGACCGCCCGGAAAUGGAGGAACUCAUCCCGGUCCUUCACGCCUCCUGAAGAAGAGCGCUCCUCCGUCGGCUCGCCGAGGACGCAGCGGACGGGAGAGUUCCUUCACUCUGCAUCCGCAACAUUAAAAAGUGAAGACCAGGCUCAAGCCUCGGCUCUCUCCUCUGACGGGUGUGACCUAAUUUUACCUGCUGAAGCUGUGAGCCCAUCUCCUCGCGUGGUGCUAAAGUCCUGGAAAGCGUGUCCAGACACAUCGAGCGCCAACGGUUUCCAGGGAAGCGUCUCUGACGGCACAGAAUCCCAACUCACCUCCACUCACACCUCUCUGGCCACUAUUGAGAACCACCAGAGAAGUGAUGGCCAGGAGGGGAGUUCUCUGUCUGAGCCUGAGCUCCAGUUUGACCUUCUGGAGCAGGAGGAACGGCCUCAGGAGCAGAGGGAAAAUGGGUUAGAGGCUUCGGCUUCAUCACACAGAUUGAAAAUUCUGCGCAGUCGAGGAAUUGGGGAAAAGAGAGAUACUUGCAGCAGUAGUAGGGACUUAGCUCCAGACUGCCCAGAUGAGAUAUUUAAGGCCACAGCAGGUGGCUGCUGUUACACGGGCGAGGGAAGUCCAAGGCGCUUCAGAACAUCUGGAGCAUCGAGGGUACCCCCUCCAAAAAGACCCCGGCUGCGACCUGCUUCUGUGUGCAUGUCUGGGCCGAGCGUGCAGUGUCCCACCAUAACGGAGGGGGUUCUGUCCUCUGGAAAUGAGGAGCAGUGCUGUCUGUGGCGGUGGCAGGGCUGUUCCAGCAUGCCUCGGCCAAUCGUACCAAGGAGACAACGUCCUCUCAGGAGACCACAGUCUGUCAUAGAGGGACAAGCACUCGUCCAUCCCAAAUCCCCAAUGGAACCACAGAGAGCCCUUUCUCGCCCUCCUGGCGUGUCGCCCCAGGACCCUCCUUUUAAGGUGGUGCUCCAGAGGUGUCGUUCGCUGCCUCUUCCCCAGACGUCCUGGCCUGGACUGGAGGCAGCCGGACUGUCGGAGCUGCUCGCCCAACGAGAUGGGUGUGUGGCACAGUCAGCUACUGUCCGGUUACGGAAUGGCAGCACCAGAUCCAAUCGGAGGAAGCUGCUAAGACCGGGUUCUGGACCUCUACAAGUGAAUAUGCUGAUCAGUGGAGGAUCGAUCGUCAGCGCAGAGGCAGUAUGGGAUCACGUGACCAUGGCCGACCGCGAGUUGGCAUUUAAGGCCGGGGACGUCAUCAAGGUCCUGGAUGCCUCGAACAAGGACUGGUGGUGGGGCCAGAUCGAUGAUGAGGAGGGAUGGUUCCCAGCCAGCUUUGUGAGGGUCGAACCCCACCCUCCUCAACCCCAAACAAAACAGGUUUUCUAUAUCAACCCUAUAGCAACUCCAAGGUUCCAAAACACAACAGCAAAGCUGUGGGUGAAUCAGGAGGACCGAGCGGUGGAGCCGGCCGAGGGCACGAGCGAGGUCCAGAAUGGUCACCUUGACCCGGGCAAUGAUUGCCUCUGCCUGGGUCAGCCUCUGCAGAACAGGGACCAGAUGAGGGCCAAUGUCAUCAACGAGAUCAUGAGUACCGAGCGGCAUUACAUCAAACACCUGAAAGACAUUUGUGAGGGUUACUUGAGGCAGUGCAGGAAGAGGGUUGACAUGUUCAACGAUGACCAGCUAAGGGUCAUAUUUGGCAACAUUGAGGACAUCUACAGAUUUCAGAUGGGAUUUGUUCGGGAUUUGGAAAAGCAGUACAACACAGAGGAACCUCAUCUCAGUGAAAUCGGACCGUGCUUCCUGGAACAUCAAGACGGCUUCUGGAUCUACUCGGAAUACUGCAACAACCAUCUGGACGCAUGCAUGGAGCUGUCCAAGCUGAUGAAGGAUGGGCGCUACCAGCACUUCUUCGAGGCUUGUCGCCUUCUUCAGCAGAUGAUUGACAUCGCGAUCGAUGGCUUCCUGCUCACCCCCGUGCAGAAGAUUUGCAAAUACCCGCUGCAGCUGGCGGAGCUACUCAAAUACACAGCGCAGGAGCACAGUGACUACCGCUAUGUGGCUGCAGCACUGGCUGUUAUGAGGAACGUCACCCAACAGAUAAACGAGCGCAAGAGAAGACUGGAGAACAUUGACAAGAUCGCUCAGUGGCAGGCGUCUGUGCUGGACUGGGAGGGUGAUGAUAUUCUGGAUAGGAGCUCAGAACUGAUCUACACAGGGGAACUGUCCUGGAUAUACCAGCCUUAUGGGAGGAGUCAGCAGCGAGUAUUCUUCCUCUUUGACCACCAGCUGGUUUUGUGUAAAAAGGACCUGAUACGACGCGACAUCCUGUACUACAAAGGCCGCAUCGACAUGGACAGGUAUGAUGUGAGGGAUGCAAUCGAUGGCCGGGAUGAUGACUUCAACGUCAGCGUCAAGAACGCUUUCAAACUUCAUAACAAGGACACAGAGGAGAUCCACAUCUUCCUAGCCAAAAAGCUAGAGGAGAAGAUUCGCUGGCUCAGGGCUUUUCACGAGGAGCGUAAGAUGGUGCAAGAAGAUGAAAAAAUAGGCUUUGAAAUUUCUGAAUAUCAGAAACGGCAAGCAGCUAUGACAGUGCGUAAGGUGACUAAACAGAAAGGUGUGAGCCAAAACAGGUAUGUGCCCCCUUCAUCCCCGCCCCCACAGGACCCCAUAGCCCAAGGGCAGUACAUACUCCCUGACCACUUGGCACAAUCAGAUCUAUACGAGAUUCAUCAACCUAGGCGGAGCCAGUCUCCAUUCUGGCAAAAUUUUGGUAGGUUAGCAUUGUUAAAAAAGUAGCCAUCUCUCUGGAUACGGAGGCUGUUUUUUUUUUUGCUUAUUUCUUCUGAAUAUCUCACACUGCGGACAGACAAUAACAGUGGACUAAAGACUUUGCUCAUCAUGACGAUGACGAAGACAUUUCAGCAUCCAGUGACUGAACGGCAUCAAAAACAUCUGUUGUUCAUUAUUUUAUUGUUUGUUAUUUUAUUUUACUUUUUACAUUUAAUUUCCAGAUUGGCACAAUGUAAAAUGACAAAGUGUGUGUCAUUUAUUAUUGACGCUUAAUGUGUACUUUGCUAUCUAGAAUAAUUGUUGGACUAUGAAUGAAUAAUGAAGAAAGGAGUAGUUCCUCCAAAAUGCUGGUGGUGGUGAGUGAAGUGGCUAACAGCUAAUGAAAGCUUUACUAGUGCUAACUGGUUACUACAAUGGGAAAGAAAAAAGGUAUGCAUAAAAUUUACUUAAUUAUUUUUUUUUUUGCAACUUUCUGCAUUUGCUUUUUUUUAAGUAAGUUUAAUUUCAGAUAAAUGUAAGUAACUCAAGUCACUUCAACUCAAUUUCAAGACUUAAAUGUUAAUA
This is a messenger RNA of Astyanax mexicanus (Mexican tetra), 4590 nucleotides long. RefSeq names its product Cdc42 guanine nucleotide exchange factor (GEF) 9b (gene arhgef9b). Bases 286 to 4032 code for a protein of 1248 amino acids. The record is from RefSeq and is a predicted model, not a curated record. Lineage: Eukaryota; Metazoa; Chordata; Actinopteri; Characiformes; Acestrorhamphidae. Gene Ontology annotation, molecular function: protein binding; guanyl-nucleotide exchange factor activity. The transcript is spliced from 15 exons.